Aphanomyces astaci is the source of this 1017-nucleotide messenger RNA. RefSeq lists its product as hypothetical. Gene Ontology annotation, biological process: proteolysis. NCBI's taxonomy places the organism in Eukaryota, Oomycota, Saprolegniomycetes, Saprolegniales, Verrucalvaceae. The record is from RefSeq and is a predicted model, not a curated record. The coding region runs from base 1 to 1017 and encodes 338 amino acids. Gene Ontology annotation, molecular function: serine-type endopeptidase activity; protein binding. The transcript has a single exon. Gene Ontology annotation, cellular component: extracellular region.
AUGGGCGUUAUGGUGGGAACGAAAGGUAUUGGUGUCGCCCCCAAAGCCAAGUGGAUUGCGUGCAAAGGGCUCAACUAUGGUUUGGAGGAAUCCAAGUUGGUGGAAUGCACUCAAUUCCUGCUUUGUCCCCACGACAAAGACAUCAACAAAUGUGACCCCAGCAAGGCCCCUCAUGUGAUCAACGGCAGCUUUGGACAUCUCACCAGGAACUUUUAUUUGGAAGAUAUCAUUACAAAGUGGAGAGAAGCGAGAAUCAUUCCCGUAUUUGCGAUCGGCAACCACGGCCGUCAAGGCUGUACGUAUUCAGGUUAUCCUGGCAUAUCCCCUCAAGUGAUUGCUGUCGGCAACACUGACUCCUACGAUUAUUUGGCGUUCGGUUCAAGUUUGGGACCUUCCGUCUUGAACAAAACACUCGUCAAACCCGACAUUUCUGCUCCUGGUGAACACAUCCCUACCUCAGGACACUCCAGCGACGAUAGUUUCAUCAGGGCCUCGGGUACGAGCUUGGCCGCGCCUCAUGUUUCUGGAGCCAUCGCCUUGUACUUGUCUGCCAACAAUGGCGCCUCGUACGACCAAGUGUACAGGGCCCUGACCGAGAAUGUGGAUACGAACACGCUAACUCCACCCAACAAGAACUGCGGUGACAUUCCCAACACGCAGUAUCCCAACAACCUCUUUGGCCACGGCCGCUUGAACAUCUUCAAGGCCGUGGCUGCUAGCAUCCGCGGCCUGACUCUUCCCCCGCCAUCCGAGUCCACCCAAGUCCUGAACCCGAAUGACCUAAGCACGUGUGGUACGUUGGAAGACAACACGCACUAUAUUGGCGGCGACUUAGCUUCGUUCAAUCUGACGACUGUUGAAUCCUGCUGCGCUGAAUGUAAAAAGACACCGGGAUGCAAAGUGUUUGUGUGGUACAACCUCAACGGUGGCUUGUGCCGGCUCAAGGACACCCAAGGCCCAAAGGUAGAUGUGGACGGAGCCAAGGCUGGCGUGCUACCAGCCCCAGCCUCAGGAUGA